Molecule: messenger RNA, 7068 nt
Organism: Ochotona princeps (American pika)
Lineage: Eukaryota; Metazoa; Chordata; Mammalia; Lagomorpha; Ochotonidae
Gene: SLK
Product: STE20 like kinase
Exons: 19
Coding region: 6-3731 (1241 amino acids)
Biological process (GO): protein phosphorylation
Molecular function (GO): ATP binding; protein serine/threonine kinase activity; protein binding
Source: RefSeq, a predicted model, not a curated record
GAAAAAUGUCCUUCUUCAAUUUCCGUAAGAUCUUCAAGUUGGGGGGCGAGAAAAAGAAGAAGCAGUACGAGCAUGUGAAGAGGGACCUGAACCCCGAGGAGUUUUGGGAAAUCAUCGGAGAACUGGGCGACGGAGCUUUCGGGAAAGUGUACAAGGCCCAGAAUAAAGAGACCAAUGUUUUAGCUGCAGCAAAGGUGAUUGACACCAAAUCUGAAGAAGAGCUUGAAGACUAUAUGGUUGAAAUUGAUAUAUUAGCAUCUUGUGAUCACCCAAAUAUUGUGAAGCUUCUGGAUGCAUUCUAUUAUGAAAACAACCUUUGGAUCCUCAUUGAAUUUUGUGCAGGUGGAGCAGUAGAUGCUGUGAUGCUUGAACUCGAGAGACCAUUAACAGAGUCCCAAAUACAAGUAGUUUGCAAACAGACUUUGGAAGCAUUGAACUACUUACAUGAUAAUAAAAUCAUCCAUAGAGAUCUCAAAGCUGGCAACAUACUUUUUACUUUAGAUGGAGAUAUUAAACUGGCGGAUUUUGGAGUAUCAGCUAAAAACACAAGGACUAUUCAAAGAAGAGAUUCUUUUAUUGGUACACCAUAUUGGAUGGCUCCUGAAGUAGUCAUGUGUGAGACAUCAAAGGACAGACCGUAUGACUACAAAGCUGAUGUUUGGUCCCUGGGCAUCACUUUAAUAGAAAUGGCUGAGAUAGAACCACCUCAUCAUGAAUUAAAUCCAAUGCGAGUGCUGCUAAAAAUUGCAAAAUCAGAUCCUCCUACGUUGGCACAGCCAUCAAGAUGGUCUUCAAAUUUUAAGGACUUUCUUAAAAAAUGCUUGGAAAAGAAUGUGGAUGCUAGGUGGAACACAUCUCAGCUUCUACAGCAUCCCUUUGUUACUGUUGAUUCCAACAAACCUAUCCGAGAACUGAUUGCAGAGGCCAAGGCGGAAGUAACAGAGGAAGUUGAAGAUGGCAAAGAGGAAGAUGAUGAUGAGGAAACAGAAAAUUCUCUGCCAAUACCUACAAGUAAGCGUGCCUCCUCUGACCUUAGUAUCGCCAGCUCUGAAGAAGAUAAACUUUCACAGAAUGCUUGUAUUUUGGAAUCUGUCUCAGAGAAUACAGAACACAAAACUACUGAAGAUAAAUUCAGCAGCAGAAUUCUUAAUGAAAAACGUACAACUCCUGAACCUGGAAAGGAUAUGGAGGGUGUUAAUGAACAUGAUCAUAAUGUCCAUUUAGAAGUGGUCACUGACCUGAAUGAUAGAACAGCAGUAAGCAAGGAGAAUGGGAGAGAGGAGAAGAGACCCAAAUUAGGAAAUUCUCAUGAAGCAGAGGACCAAGAAACUGUGAACAUUAAUGCAGUGACUGAAGGAAAAGAGAAUCAUGGAAUGAUAACUUCAGGAACAAAUACUGAACACAGUCCUGAGAAAGAAAGGGAUCAGGAUAAGCAACAGAUAUUUGAAAAUAAACUUUUAAAAUCUGAAGAAAUUAAAGAUACUGCUGUUCCAACAGUUGAGUUAGUUUCUCAGGAGACUGGAGAAAAAGAGGCAGAUGAUCAUGCAGUUGGUAAGGAAGUUGGGCUUACAAAAGAAGAUACACAAGAAUACUUGGAAAAAGAUGACAGAACUCUGAAAAAUGGAGUCAGUGAUAAAAGCAACAUUAUGGGAACACAUGAGGCAGUGGAUAUUGUUCAGAAAGCAGCUGAAAGCGAUGCUGAGCCGAUUCAGAGAAAUGAUAGAAAAGAGGUGGUUGAAGUCAGCCAGAAAUUAACUAAUAAGCCCACAGAGGACUCUGACGCUGGAGGUGCUGAAGAAGUUCCUAUUAAAGAUAUAGUUGAAAUUAAUGAGCUAGAUCAGAGCUCUGAAGAAGGCAAAAGAAAGGAACAGUUAUAUGAAAGUUCAGAGAGUAAAUUGGAGACCAAUGAGGAACCAGGAACAAAUCGAGAAGAGGAACUUACUGAAUCAAGUAGUGCUGAAGAAAUAGAGGUUGUAAGUGCUGUGACUAAUGCUGGGCAGAAGGCUUCAGGAAGUGAAACUCGGGAUGCUCCUGUUGCUGCUGCUCAGGUGGACGCUGAGCAGCAGGGAGCUUCAGGGGAGGUGCCAGUUAAAACAGACCCUCAGGUUACUGUUGCAGCUACACAGCCCAGUGAACCCACAUCUGUUCUAAUACCCAGUAUUAACAUCAACUCUGAGGAAGCAGAAAACAGGGGAGCUAUAGAUGCUCUACCAAAGUCUGAAGAUGCGCCACCCCUUGAGUCUGAAAAUCAAAAGGAAAAUGAUACUGAUUCGGGCACUGGGUCCACUGCUGAUAACAGCAGCAUUGACUUGAAUUUAUCCAUCUCUAGCUUCCUAAGUAAAACUAAAGACAGCGGAUCAAUAUCUCUACAAGAAACAAGAAGACAGAAGAAAACAUUGAAGAAAACACGCAAAUUUAUUGUUGAUGGUGUAGAAGUAAGUGUAACAACAUCAAAGAUAGUUACAGACAGUGAUUCCAAAACUGAAGAAUUGAGAUUUCUUAGACGUCAGGAACUUCGGGAAUUAAGGUUUCUUCAGAAAGAAGAGCAAAGAGCUCAACAGCAGCUCAAUGGUAAACUGCAGCAACAACGGGAACAGAUUUUCCGGCGCUUUGAACAAGAAAUGAUGAGUAAAAAGCGACAGUAUGACCAAGAAAUCGAGAAUUUAGAAAAGCAGCAGAAACAGACCAUUGAACGUCUGGAACAAGAACAUACAAAUCGAUUGCGAGAUGAAGCGAAGCGCAUUAAAGGAGAACAAGAGAAAGAGCUGUCCAAGUUCCAGAAUAUGCUGAAGAAUCGAAAGAAGGAGGUUUUAAAUGAAGUGGAGAAAGCACCCAGAGAGCUGAGAAAAGAGCUCCUGAAACGCAAGAGAGAGGAGCUUGCACAAACCCAGCAUGCUCAGGAACAAGAAUUUGUUCAGAAGCAACAACAAGAAUUAGAUGGCUCUCUGAAAAAGAUUAUCCAGCAACAGAAGGCUGAGUUAGCCAAUAUUGAGAGAGAGUGCCUGAAUAACAAACAACAGCUCAUGAGAGCUCGAGAAGCUGCGAUUUGGGAGCUUGAAGAACGACAUUUGCAAGAAAAACAUCAGCUGCUCAAACAGCAACUUAAGGAUCAGUAUUUUAUGCAAAGACAUCAGCUACUUAAGCGGCAUGAAAAGGAAACAGAACAAAUGCAGCGUUACAAUCAAAGACUUAUUGAGGAGUUGAAAAACAGACAGACUCAAGAAAGAGCAAGACUGCCCAAGAUUCAACGCAGUGAAGCCAAGACUCGAAUGGCUAUGUUUAAGAAAAGCUUGAGGAUCAACUCAACAGCCACACCAGAUCAAGACCGUGACAAAAUUAAACAGUUUGCAGCCCAAGAAGAGAAGAGGCAGAAAAAUGAAAGAAUGGCUCAGCAUCAAAAACAUGAAAAUCAGAUGCGGGAUCUUCAGCUGCAGUGUGAAGCUAAUGUGCGAGAACUGCAUCAGCUCCAGAAUGAAAAAUGUCACCUGUUGGUUGAGCAUGAGACGCAGAAGUUAAAAGAGCUAGAUGAGGAGCACAGCCAAGAAUUAAAAGAGUGGAGGGAGAAGUUGAGACCAAGGAAAAAGACACUGGAAGAAGAAUUUGCCAGGAAACUCCAGGAGCAGGAAGUGUUCUUUAAAAUGACUGGAGAGUCUGAAUGCCUUAACCCAUCAGCCCAGAGCCGCAUUUCGAAAUUCUACCCCAUUCCCAGCUUGCAUUCCACUGGGUCAUAAGGAUGGGAGGCCUGCUGUGACUGGGUUUGGAUUUCUAAGUACAUUGUUACAUUCUCUUCAUCUUCUGCCACAAUCUAGCAAAUGGCUCAUGAAGACAAUCACCUGCCUCACUUCGUAGGGUUUUUGUUUUAUUUUGUUUUGUGUUAUAUUUUAUUUUAAGCAAAGAUGACGGGGAAAGUGAAAUAAGACAGAUGCUGGGCCAUGUUGGCGAAGUUGCAUCAUGUAAUAUUUCCCUAAGGUUACUUUGUAUAUUAUUAAUCUUAAAAUUGUGUGUUCUUUAGACACUAUUACCUGCAAAACUGUUAGAGAAAUAAUGUUUAAAUUUAUUUUUAAAAACCUGUUACAUUGCUAAGUAUUGUUAAUAAAUAUCUUUUUACAUGACCUAAAUUCUGUAGUUGAAACUGUGCUGAAUUAUUUUCAUUUGGUGAAUCAGCACUUAUAAAAAAGCUAUGAACUGCUCAAAAUAUGCUGUUGGUUCAGUAAAUCAAUAUAUUUUAAUUUUAAAUAAAAAAAGUCAUUUUGAAGUAGAAAAUUACUUUGGUAAUUUGUUGAAAAUGAUUGCCUGUUUAGGCAUGAGUUAAUUUCAUGACUGAGGGUGCUAGUUUUAUUAAGAUAGUGCCUAAAGCACUAAAUUUUCAACAGGGAUAAAACAUCUUUGCAUUAAGCAUUAUUCUUAAAAUCUGUUCUAGCGUUUGAUAGAAAUCUUCAUCAUAAAAUACAUGUAUAUAAUGUUUGGAAAGUUUAAAAAAAAGAUUUUCUAGAUUUGCAAAUUGGAAAUGUAAAAUUUGCCAAAUUAAAAUUAAUUUAGCUGUCCCAGUUUAUUUCCUAAAAUAAUACAGGAACUGGUUAGAAAGCUUGUCUCCAUCUUAGCACAUUCUGUUCGUUUCAAACUAUCAGAAGCCUGUAGGCAAUGAGUUAUAUUUAUAAAUACAUUUUAUGAAAUUAAUCUUAAGAGACAUUUGUUCACAAUACUUUUUCAAACAGGAUUUAAAUAUUAAGACAAAUGUUAGAAAUGACUGUUAUUUUAAAAUGAGAUUUUAUUCUGUUCCAUGUUUAAAUUAUUUGAUUUGCGUGGAAAAAGCCUGAAACCUUUAUCAUGUGACUGCUGAUAUAUAUAAUUGUUAAUUAAAUGUUCACUCCUAGUCAUUUUUGAGACUUAGAAUUUCAACCAUGUGUCCGGUCAGACAGUAUUAAAUCCAUACUUGGAUGCAGGAGCAAGCACAUUUGUAAAUGGUGCUUUUUGCCUGCCGUAUCUAACCUCCCCUGCCCCCAAAGUGUAAGAGUUUUCCAUUUUUAUAUUAUUUUGAGGCUGGUGAAAAAUUUUAACGUUAUGUUCUGGGAACACUGAUUUCAUAUUAAGAACAUGUAAAUGUCUGUAGCACUUUUCUUGCAGUUAAUUUGGAAACUUUGGAUGCUAAACCUUACUUCGGUGGUUUAGAGGACUUAAAAAUGCAUGUAUGAUGUUAACUUUAUCAUUGUUUUGACAAGUAUAAUUACUUGAACAACUUUGUAGGUAGCCUUAACUUCUGGCCAAGUUGGUUUUUUAUAUAAAUAUAUAUACAUAUAUAUUAUGUAUGGUUGUAAAUUCAUACACAUACACUUCAUGAAUGUGUUACUAUAUACAAAACUCUUAAUGCUUUAUUCUCAACUGCUGGGUUGAAGAUUGUUUGGAAAGCCUUUUGAAAUAUAUAUAUCUUUAUAAAGUAAUAUUCAGGAUGAUGAUGGAAAUUGUUUAUAUUGUUAUGAUAAAAAUGAUGGUAUUAUGUUGCCCAGUGUAUUUAAUGAUUUAUUGAAGGGGGAUGGGGAAGAAGAUUCUCAUACUACUUUCUCAUUUGAGAUUUUUCAGUUUGUUGGGAUUUUACAAAUGAAUACUUCAGGCAGUAGGCAUUUUUUUCAAAUCUUUUAAAUGACGCCAUGUGUGCUAAGUAGUUCUGCAUUAUAGGUUUGGUCUGAACAUCUGAUUCUUCCUAAUCCUUUUGGCUUGACAAGUUUUUGAAUCAAGGCAAGGCCCAGAGAGGGACAGUUAAGCACUUGGGGUAAGUUGCCGGGCACCCCUUGUGCCCUACCUAAUUAAAUCUGCCCUUUCCUUUCAGUAUUUGCUUGACUUCUCUCUCAACUAUGACCACGUGGGUGCAGGACAUGCAGAGAUGAAGCAGUCAUUCAGCACGUACAAUUACAUAUUUUCAAAAAGUGUUCUGUUAAUAGAAUAUGCUAUUUGUAUACCCACCUGCCCCUCUUUAUAGGGUCCUGUAUUCCACUAGGUAGUAAUGGUCUCUCUUGUAUGGAGUUAAAGAUGAGGAAAUUGGGGAGGGCAGAUUUCUUUGAAAUGUAAGCAUAGCCAAAUGCUUUCCUGCUUUGCUUGGUUGUUGCUGCCACAGAAUGUGCCGUGAUGUGCAUGUGUACCCGAGUGUAACUGCCCUUGUUCCUGAGGGCUGUGGACACACAAGGCCUCCGCUCUCCCGCAGGUCCCGCUGCUAGAGCCUGGAGCACCAGGCUGCCUUUCCUAGUCCUGUCAACCCACAGGGUAUGAGUUGCUAAAUUAGCUGCUGUUCUGUGUGAGUUAGAUGAAGCUCUUUCUGAUGCUUUCCUAUGAGAAAGCUGUAGUGUGGAAAAGGAGAAAAUUCAGAGUAUUUUCACCUUGUUCAAGCUAUUAGAACCUUCCUGUGACAGGACCCAACAAAUCAAUGAAAUAUAAACCAGAACCAGAGCUACCUCUAAGUAGUGUUUCCUCAAGCACAAAGCUCUCAGGCAUAUGAGACCUUUGUCUCUGAUUUCUUGAGCAUCAGCAAGUUCCAGAAGUGACUGCUUUUUGUACUCUUCCAGUUCCCUUGUAAGCACACUUUCCCCAGCCCACACUAUACUGAAGUCACAAGGACUCUUCAAGAAGCCAAAUUCUGUCCAAGUGUUAGCUAGAGAUGCUGUUCAUCAAAAGAAAACCUGGAACCGAAGCAGAAGAAGAAAAUUCCAGUGUGAAUCGUCUCCUGAUUCAAUAAAUCAGUUAUUUUCUGGGAAAUGGGAUGGUAUUUUUAAAUGCUUUUCUCAAGUUGAAGGCACAACAGUUAAUGCCUCCAUUGUUGCUGUUCUGUGGCUGUUCUUUUUUCGAAAAAGCUUUAACAUUUCUGCUUCUAAUCUGGGAAUAGAGUGUUUCACCAACUUUUAAGUGUUGGCUGACUGCAGCUUUUUUGUGAUCAUUCUCUGAUUUGCGGUGUUGUUAAGUUCACAAACUAAAUUUUCAGAAACAAUUUUGUUUCAGGUUAUGCCUCUUGUCUACUUGGGAUCAGUCUGUCUUUUUAAUCAUGAUAUUGGAAAAUGAAAAAUAAAGUUAUUUCUUACUAUA